AUGCCUGAGGAUGCUGAUCCGAUGAGGGAAACUGCCGUCAAGCUGAGACGCUCGUACUCUGAGCUGUACGCACAGUCAGCCUUGGCGGGCGUUGAGAGUUGUCUUGAUGAGUACGAGCACAUGCGCGCCGCUUUCUCUGCCGAUAUGGAUUUGUCGCAAGCUCCGCAAAGUCCGUUGCAUUCAGGCCUCCCUCUUCCUGUGGAGCCUGUUCUGGCGCUGGCGCUACUUGCUACCUAUGAGUACGUCCAGCGAAGUAAUAUUGCGAAGAUGCGUGCCCGAGCCAAUCAAGCACUUACAACGGCCAUGGAUCUAUCUCUACACACGGCUAGCACCGGUAGCUCGGAGUACUCGGACGCUCUUCGUCGUGCGUGGUGGAUGGUGAUGUUUGUGGUUUAUCAGUCAUCUAUUCUGACGGCUUCGCCACCUAUCAUUACCGUUGACGAUCCCCGGAUCACCACACACUUUCCCGAAUUUCGAGGCUGCCGUGAACCGUGGCCGUUGCUGGUAAAAUCUCAGAAGGCAUUCAUCAACAGCUGCUGUAUAUCCCGAGAGCUGGCUCGGGAGAGCGUCGAAAGCCAGCACGCUUCGCUGCGGGAUCAAAUCCAGCAACUCUACACAUUCAUUUGUGAAGUGGCGGCGGAGGCAGAUCGAUUCCGAUGCGUGACGAAUUAUUCCGGGGCUGAAGCAGACGCCUCUCGAAACCUAUGGGCGAUGUCCCGCGCUUUAAUCCACACACAUCUCUCGUCGCCGAACCCACGCUUGUCUGACAUCGGUCUAGAGGCCGAUGGGAAAGCGUCCGGCACAGCCAGGGCGUUGCGUCCAUCAAGGUCGCCGCGCGAGUUGCCACAUUUGGCGUGCUGUACCCUGCAGGGCUUCUACACAAUUAGCAUGCUUUUGUCCAAGGUCCGCAGGGCCCUGUGUUCUGGCGAUCUAUCAAGCUGCUAUUACUUGCUGGAUAGACCGACCCCGGCUACCGAUGUACAGGAUACAGAGCGAUUGAUCGAGGAGCUGCAACAGUCGCUCAAUGCGCUGAGUGCAUCAAUCCGGGCAGAUGCUGUUUUCGAGGGGUUGGCUGCUGCGGCUCGCGAGGUGGAAGAUACUUUGAGUGCUACCAUUGACUGA
Aspergillus pseudoviridinutans is the source of this 1122-nucleotide messenger RNA. RefSeq lists its product as uncharacterized. The transcript is spliced from 5 exons. The record is from RefSeq and is a predicted model, not a curated record. NCBI's taxonomy places the organism in Eukaryota, Fungi, Ascomycota, Eurotiomycetes, Eurotiales, Aspergillaceae. Bases 1 to 1122 code for a protein of 373 amino acids.